Messenger RNA from Mercenaria mercenaria, 1161 nucleotides. RefSeq lists its product as uncharacterized. Lineage: Eukaryota; Metazoa; Mollusca; Bivalvia; Venerida; Veneridae. Bases 204 to 701 code for a protein of 165 amino acids. The record is from RefSeq and is a predicted model, not a curated record. The transcript has 2 exons.
UGGUGCAAUGUUGCAUCAUACAUUGAACUACUGAGUUAAGUGCAAAAAUAUGAUGCAAUGACUCUUGUAUAAUGAAACAUUGCAUCAUCUUUGUGGCAUUGUUUUUCAGAAUUAUUCACUGAAGCACAAUGUAACCUGUAUAUUUAUCCAGAAAAGUUUAACACUUGCUUUUUGUGUUCCUUACCAUGGUACGACCCUAGGAAAUGGGGAGAAAACAUGAAAAAAGCCCUGGUGAUGACUCAGGAAGCACAGUUCAACCAAGCAAAGAUGAGCAGAAAGUGAAAGACAGAAGGGAGAAGACUAGGCUCAAAGUACAAGCAUGGAGGAAAAAGCAGAGAGAAAACAAAGCAAAAUAUGAUGAGCUGAAAAAAGUCGAUAGGGAAAGGAGACAGGAGGCAAGACUACGAAAACGGCAGCAAGCUCUCUCUGAUCCAAUCAUUCAACAAGAACUUAGAAAGAAAAAGUGUGAGGAAAUGAAAAAGUACUUCUGCGAACAUAUUAAUGCCUGGGAGGCACGGAAGUUAGUAAUUAUCAGAGACAAUUCAAGCCAGGAAAGAAAACAGACGAGCAAGCAAAAUGAACAGAACAAAGAAACAUCAGAAAAGCUUCCAAAGAAGAGAAAGUCGACAGGAAAGCAAAACACUGCAGAAAAGAAGAGUAAAGUUCAGGAAGUACCAACUGAGAGAGAGAGAAAGCAAUAGAACCCCAGAAGAGUAAAGUUCAUGAAGAACCAGCUGAGAUGGUAAAACCAACAGGAUCCCAAAAAUACAACCCUGGUGACUUUGUAGCUGUUGGGCUUAAGCCAAAGAAGGGACCUCUCUGUGUGUAUAUAGCAGAAAUAAUGGGUGUAUUUGAUACAGAUGUCCGACUGAAAUACAUGAAGAAGUCGGGCAAAGUGUACAUCUGGCCUGAUAAAGAAGAUUGUUCACAGGAACCAACUGACGUAAUUAUGCAUUGUGUUCAAGCUCCGGAAGUAGUCAAUGAAAGGGGUCAUUUCAGAUUCAGGUCAAAUGAUAUGUUAAAGCUUAAAGUUGAUCUUGAAAUAACACAUAGACAUUUCUACUUUAAGUGACUAUACUAGAUAGUACAAGAAGUAUGGUCAUGUGACAAAAGCACAAGUAUCAUUACCAAACAUGACAUCCAUGUAGUGUCUGUAACCAA